This is a messenger RNA of Pelagomonas calceolata, 1372 nucleotides long. The record is from the annotation of a GenBank genome assembly. NCBI's taxonomy places the organism in Eukaryota, Pelagophyceae, Pelagomonadales, Pelagomonadaceae.
GCAGCUCCCCACAGUCACAGUCCGGUGCCAAGCGGUCGAUUUGAGCCGCAUUGAUCAUCAAUUUCGCACCAGUCCAGUUGUCGUGGCACCAGGCCGCGAUUUUUGCCGUGGAGGCAUUGCUGCCUACACUGCAGCUCCCGCACGCCGCAGUGCAGUGAUGCGACGGAUUCCGACCGCCGCCGGGCUCGCCACGACUGCCUUAGCAUCGAGCCUCUCGUCGCGCGGCCUGCGCGCGGCCUCAUACGUCGGCACCGCUACGCGGUCGCGCGAAGUGCCCGACAGGGUCUCUCUCGCAGUCGCCCAGAAUGCUUUAAUGGACGACAUACUGCUGCCGCGCGUCGCGAUGGCCGCGGCGGCCGCGUCGUCCCAGGUGCGCUACGCGCCGUCGUGGCUCGGCGCCCCCGCAGCGCGCGAAGGCUUUGCUCAACUUUACAACGAGCACAUUCUCCAGACUGGCAAGCUGGACGCUUCCCAGGUCGCGGUCGUCGGGUCGGCCACGGCUGCGAUCGAUUUGCUGCUGUACGCGACGUGCGAGCGCGGCGCCGUCGUCCUGACGCCGGCGCCGUACUACGGCUCCUACAAGCGCGACGCCGAGGCUCGGGCGGAGUGCCGACUAGUCGGUGUCCCGUCGGAGCACGGCGUCCCUUCGGAGGCGCAGCUCGAGGCCGCGUGGACGGAGGAGGCGAAAUGCUUGCUCCUGGCGAGCCCGCACAACCCCUGCGGGACCGUGUUUCCGGCCGAUGCGUUGCGCGCGUGCGUGCGCUGGGCGCGGCGGCGGGGGGUACAGGUCGUCGUGGACGAGGUCUUCGCGCUGUCCGUCUUUGAGGACAGUUUCACGUCGGUACUGGAUCUUCUAGAUGACGACGACCGGCACGUACACGUCGUAUACUCGGCGGCCAAGGAUCUGGCCCUGAGCGGCUACCGCGUCGGCGCCAUCGCGACGCGCGAUGCUUCGGUGCUGGACGCCGUCGCGUCGGCCGGGGCGUUCUGCGCGGCCUCGACAGUAACUCAAGCUAUCGUAACCGAGCUCUGCACGGACGACCGGUGGCUCCGCGACGAGUGGAUCCCGGCGCUGCGGUCACGGCUCGCCGAGUCGUGGCACUCGGCGCGACGAUGCCUCGAGACCGAAGGCCUCCCAGUCGUCGGCGAGCCGGCGGCGGGCCAUUUCUGCCUCUUGGACCUGCGAGAAACGCGGUGCGACGAGCGUGCCCUCGAGGCGGUCGGCGUCGUGCUCACGCCCGGCCCGCUCAUGGGCGCGCCCGAGGGCUUCUACCGGCUCUGCCACGCCGCGGAGUCGUCGGAGGUCGUGGCAGCGGCGAUCGCGCGCGUGGGGCGGGUAGCGCGCGGUGAUAGUAAUUUGUAGAGUUGUUUU